CACUCUGUCUUCGAACCUCUAACCUACUGUUCAAUAUCCGAACCAAAAAGGCUCGGUUUUUGCUUCGGUCAACGCUAUUCCCAACCAAACCACCCUCAUUCCUUCGUUUAGUCUCCCCGAACCACAGGUUCGGAAACCGAGGCACAAAUAUACCAACAUCAAUACAUAUAUCGAUUUUCCCGCUCAUACACACUCUCUGUCCGCUUUCACUCUGUCGAUUGAAAAGGAAAGAGAAAUCAGAAAUGUAUGAAUGAAUUAAUCAAUUUAAUACUCUCAAACUGAAAUUGAAUUGAACUCUUCUGCUUCCUUCAUCGUGUUCUCUAUCGAAUGUUUCUUCUUUCAUUUCUGAGAUUCUAAUUAUGGCUAGGAGCUGCUGGUUUUUUAACAAAGGGGCAUUUGCAAAGAAAUUGAAAAGCACUACACUCUCUUUAGCUGAUCAGAUCAAGGAUUGCGGUGCAUAUUGCGAAUGUCCAAACUGUCAUUAUCGUAUAGACAACAGCGAUGUUUCGUGGCCUGGCCUUCCUCUUGGUACAAAGUUUGAUCCUUCUGAUAUAGAACUAUUGGAACAUUUAGCAGCUAAAUGUGGUGUUGGGAAUAGAGAGCCUCACCUGUUUAUUGAAGAGUUCAUCCCAACAUUGGAAGGAGACCAAGGCAUUUGCUAUGCACAUCCUGAAAAUCUUCCAGGUGCUAAGAAAGAUGGGAGUAGUGUUCAUUUCUUUCACAGAACAAUGAAUGCAUAUAGUAUUGGUCAACGAAAGCGUCGAAAGAUUCAUCAUCAAGGUUUGACUGAACCCCAUGUACGCUGGCAUAAGACUGGUAAAACCAAAGCUAUAAUAGAAAAUGGAGUACAUAUGGGCUUUAAAAAGAUCAUGGUUCUAUAUAUAAGAUCUGGGAAUGAAUCCAAGUCCUACAAAUCCGACUGGAAAAUGCAUCAGUACCAUCUAGGGACUGAUGAAGAUGAGAAGAAUGGAGAAUAUGUGGUUUCAAAAAUAUUUUAUAAACAGGUUGAGAAAAUCGAGGAGAAACCAAUGGCUGAAGAACAUGAUGACAGUAUAACAUUGCGAACAAAUCCAACGACUCCAAAACCAAAUCCUCCAAAUCCACCACGCACAGGAAAAUGUGUUGAAAAUGAUGAUAACAUUGAUGAAACUGCACAUUUGUCAUUUGUAGAGGAUGCCAAGUCGAUCACUGUAGAAUCACGUGCCCCUCAAUCUGAUAUUCAGGAUCACGGCAAUGCAGAAAACUCAGCAUGGUUGGCUGGUGUAUCACAGGCUUUGGAAAAAUCCUUAUAUGAUGACUUAGAUGACAUAUUAUUGUGCAAGGAGAUUUUAGAUUCAUCUACUCUAUUUGAUGAUUUUGGAUUGGACUCAAUCACUACCAAUGGCCUUGCAUAUUAUGAAAACAAAAUGACGGGAAACGGUAAUGUAACUAGUGGAACAUCAACUUCUGUCCUGGAUACAUUGGAAUUGAGUAAUCCUCCAGAAAACUUGGCAUGCUUGGCUGGUGAAUCACAGGCUUUGGAAAAUUCUGAAUAUAAAGGCUUGGAUGACUUAUUAUUGUGCAAGGAGAUUUUAGAUUGGUCUGCUCUACUUGAUGAUACUGGAUUGGACUCGAUCACUACCAAGGACAUUCCAUACUAUGAUAACAGAAUGACGGGAAACAAUAAUAUAACUAGUGGAACAACAUCAACUUCUGUUCUGGAUACACUGGAAUUGGGUACUCCUCCAGAUUUUGAUCUUUCGAAUUUGACAUUUGGUUCUCAAGACAGCAUCCUUGACUGGGUGGACCGGUUAUGAGGUGUUUUUUGACGCCAGUUCUGUUUUGUACCGAUGUUGUUAAAUCAUCUACCUAGUGCCUGAGUUUUCGCUUUCUUCACGAAGGUGGUAUUUGUGUUAAAUUAGUUUUGGCGGUGUAUUUGGUUCCUCUAUGGCCAAUAUAAACUUUAGUUUUGAAUCAUUUUGUUAAAGCCAUGAAAUUGGUGAAUGGAUAUUUGGUGCUGAAAUCCAAAAUGGUGUAUUUGAUUCUUAGCUAUAUGUACGAUAUGUGAAUUGCAUGAAUGAAUGUAGUAUUUUGUAGAGGGUACCCUUUAUUGUUGGGGGUGUGCCAUCUCUCAAAUAUUGCUUUUAAGUAACUUCUUUUUUUUUUGAUAUAUAAGUAACUUUCUUUAGCCAA
This is a messenger RNA of Trifolium pratense (red clover), 2172 nucleotides long. RefSeq names its product SUPPRESSOR OF GAMMA RESPONSE 1. Gene Ontology annotation, biological process: regulation of DNA-templated transcription. The transcript has 6 exons. Bases 360 to 1796 code for a protein of 478 amino acids. Gene Ontology annotation, cellular component: nucleus. The record is from RefSeq and is a predicted model, not a curated record. Lineage: Eukaryota; Viridiplantae; Streptophyta; Magnoliopsida; Fabales; Fabaceae. Gene Ontology annotation, molecular function: transcription cis-regulatory region binding; DNA-binding transcription factor activity.